Molecule: messenger RNA, 3182 nt
Organism: Molossus molossus (Pallas's mastiff bat)
Lineage: Eukaryota; Metazoa; Chordata; Mammalia; Chiroptera; Molossidae
Gene: SACK1B
Product: family with sequence similarity 83 member B
Exons: 4
Coding region: 58-3087 (1009 amino acids)
Biological process (GO): epidermal growth factor receptor signaling pathway
Cellular component (GO): membrane; cytoplasm
Source: RefSeq, a predicted model, not a curated record
AUACCUCUCGCUGCACAAAUGGACAUUUGAAAGUGCUGUUGUCAAACACUUGCAAGCAUGGAGACUUCGUCACUGCUGUCCUCAUUGAAUGAUGAGUGUAAAUCUGACAAUUACAUUGAGCCUCACUACAAGGAAUACUAUCGAGUAGCCAUCGAUACGCUGAUUGAACAUGGGUUAGAAGCAUACCAAGAAUUUCUUGUCAAGGAGCGAGUAUCAGACUUUCUAGCUGAGGAAGAAGUUAAUUAUAUUUUGAAUAAUGUCCAAAAAAUUGCACAAAGUACAGUACAUGCUACUGAUGAUUCCUGUGAUGAUACCUCGUCCUCAGGGACUUACUGGCCCAUUGAAUCUGAUGUGGAAGCUCCCGAUCUUGACUUGGGCUGGCCAUAUGUGUUGCCUGGACUCUUAGGGGUUACCCAUGUAGACCUCCUCUUUCAUCCACCAAGAGCACAGCUACUUACAAUUAAGGAAACUAUUCGGAAAAUGAUAAAAGAAGCAAGAAAGGUCAUUGCUUUAGUGAUGGACAUGUUUACAGAUGUGGACAUUUUCAAAGAAAUAGUGGAGGCAUCAACUCGAGGGAUAUCUGUGUACAUUCUGCUCGAUGAAUCCAACUUUAAUCAUUUCCUAAAUAUGUCUGAGAAACAGGGUUGUCAAGUUCAACGUCUCAGGAAUAUUCGAGUGCGGACAGUAAAAGGCCAAGAUUAUCUUUCAAAAACAGGAGCCAAAUUUCAUGGAAAAUUGGAACAGAAAUUUUUGUUAAUUGACUGCCAGAAAGUUAUGUAUGGUUCUUACAGCUACAUGUGGUCAUUUGAAAAAGCUCACUUCAGCAUGGUUCAGAUCAUCACAGGACAACUUGUUGAGUCCUUUGAUGAAGAGUUUAGAACGCUCUAUGCCAGAUCGUGUGUCCCCAGGCCAUUCGCGCAGGAAGAAUCCACCAGGCAAAUUCAUCAGCAUGGCAAAGCCCUGUGGGAGAGCGGCAGUCACCAGCGUUCACUCUCUUCCUUAGCUUCUGUUUCCAGCCAAAGAAACUUCCUUGGUAGACAAGACAAAAUUCAUAAACUAGAUUCUAAUUACUUCAAAAACAGAGGGAUAUAUACUCGGAAUGAACAUGACAAUUUUCACAUAAGAAAUCAAGGUUACAAACCUCAUUUUGUUCCAAACUUUAAUGGUCCAAACACAAUCCGUCAGUAUCAACCCAGUCAGAAUGAAAAUUGGAAGAGACAUAGUUAUGCUGGGGAGCAGCCAGAAACGGCACCAUACCUGUUGCUGAACAGGGCUAUGAAUAGAACCAUCAAUCCCCCUGCUAAUUGGAAGAAGUCUUCGGAUAGUCUUAGUGUGGCAUCCUCAUCGCGGGGAGGCUAUGCCACCCACCAUGACCCACCUGCCCAGAGUUUUGGCAAUUGGCUUGCCCAGAGGAAAACACAUCUUGCAGACAGGAAUUCUAAUGUGCGGAGGUCUUUUAACGGGACAGAUAAUCAUGUUCGCUUUUUGCAACAACGAAUGCCAACCCUUGAAAAUACCACGAAGUCAUUCUUGCGUAACUGGAGAAUUGAAUCCUACUUAAAUGACCAUUCAGAAGCCGCACCUGAUUCUAAUGGAUCAGCUCUAGGUGACCGUUUUGAGAACUAUGAUAGUUCUGAGAAUUUGAAAGCCAAUGCCCUGUAUACCCAUGCACGGCUUCGCCCCUCUUUUGUGUUUAAACCAACUCUACCUGAGCAGCAGGAAGUCAACAGUUGUACAACUGGCUCCUCAAAUUCAACUAUCAUUGGUUCCCAGGGAAGUGACACACCUAAAGAGGUCCCAGACACCCCUACUAGUGUAGAACUUUUGACAGAUGAACCUUUGCCAGAGUCAAUCCCCAAGCAACCGUCGCAGUCAGAGACACCAAAACUGCACCACCUGCAGGCUCCUGAAAACCACCCAGCAGUCUUGAACCAAACUACACUUGGCCAUCCGGAGUCAAACUAUUUAUAUACAAACUUGUGUGUAAAUAAGCAGACAGAGAACCUAAAGAAUCAACAAAAUGAGAACCUGCUUAAAAGGCGAAGUUUCCCCUUCUUUGACCAGGCAAAAGUCAAUUUAGAUCCUGGACAUAAUAAGCAUUACGUAUAUAGUACGCUUACCAGGAAUCGAAUUAGACAACCAGAGAAACCCAAAGAGGAUUUACUGAAAAGUUCUAAAAGCAUGCACAAUGUUACUGACAGCGUGGAAGAGGAGGAGGUGACCAAGAGAGACCCUCCCAGUGGCGCAGCUACCAAGUCCAUUUCCAUCGCUGCUUUGCUUGAUGUAAAUAAAGAGGAACCUAACAGAGAACUCACUACAAAGAAAGAAGUGAAGGGUUCCCCAAGUUUUUUGAAAAAAGGAUCUCAGAAGCUAAGGUCAUUGCUUAGCCUUACUCCAGAAAAGAAAGAAAAUCUAUCCAAAAGCAAAGCAUCUCCCUUUUAUAGGAUGUGUAGUAGUUCUGACACUUUAGCAUCUGAGGCUGAAGAUAGUCAAAACCCAAGAAAGUCAGAACCAAAAGUUGAUUCAUCCCCAAGAAGAAAGCGUGCCUCCUCGUCAACCUCUCAGGGCAGCCUCCACAAGAGUAAGGAAGAUGUGACAGUUAGCUCGUCUCAGGGGGCGCAUUCUCCAUCCAGUGACAGGAAUGAGAUGAUGCCUUCUUCAAGUCCAGUUGAAAACAAGUUCUUGGAAAGAGCAGGGGAUGCCUCUGCCCCAAGAUUUAACACAGAACAGAUCCAGUACCGAGAUUCGAAGGAGAUUAAUCGAGUUGUUGCUCCUGUAAGAAAACCAGUUUCUCCUUCCAGGUCAAAGCCCAAUGAGCUGCUGAGAACUCAGUCUACUGACCGGCGCAUUUACAGUCGUUUUGAGCCAUUUUGUAAGAUUGAGAAUUCUAUUCAGCCAACAAGCAACAUGCCAAAUACCAGUAUACACCGCCCAGAAAUAAAAUCCACAACUGUGGGCAACAGCUAUGGUAGGUCCAGCCCAAGGCUUAAUUACAACACUAAUGUUUACCACACAUACCAGCCAAAUGAAAACAAGUUUCGAGGAUUUAUGCAGAAGUUUGGAAACUUCAUACAUAAAAAUAAAUGAAAAAAAUAAAUUGAAAAUAGAUAUUAAAAUACAAAAUGAAUGUGGCUAUAAAUAUUUGUCCAAAGAACAUUGUGGACAGUUUUUGUAACAUGCCA